AUGUCCUCACCUAUUAAAAGGAGGACGGCUUUAGUUGGUAAAAGUACAAAUAUAAGAAGCAGUACCGUUCGCAAGGGUUCGGUAUCACCUUCUAAACGUUCACAAGUUAAUGUAGAUUAUGCACUAAGACACAGUCCAGUAAGAAAUGUGCCCACAUCGUCAUUGGAUAAAAAUCCUGCACCUGCACCAGCUCCAUUGCUUCCCUUUGUAAUGCAUGAAGAGACACCUGAAGAACGUACGGCUACGUUAAUGAACCACAUGUCAUUAUCACAUUCCAUAAUGAAAUACCACGAUGAAAACGAUUUUAGCGGUGUCAAAGAAAACAUGUCUCCAAGUAAGUUACAUCGAACUACAAAAAAUUCUUCUCCCACAAGAUCACAAUUACCUACUACUGCCGUGCACAAGCCACUAAGGGAUCUGAGCAUAUCUGAGCACGAGGGUUCCGUAGAAGAUCCUCGAACCAGCGAAUCCAUACCAUUAACCUUGCAUUAUACAAAAAAAACUAGACUGCCGAAUUUUAUUACACCUCCAAGAGACAAGCAUCUAAGACAGUACUUUUCCACUACACGACACGAUGAUGAUGAUCAUUCACAUUUAUUCACCUCUAAAAGUACCGAUGAUAUCCCAAAGGAUAAAGUGGUUCGUAAACUUGAUUUUAAAAUUUGCGAAAAUUGA
This is a messenger RNA of Zygosaccharomyces rouxii, 675 nucleotides long. It is a transcript of the gene ACM1, whose product is annotated as Acm1p. NCBI's taxonomy places the organism in Eukaryota, Fungi, Ascomycota, Saccharomycetes, Saccharomycetales, Saccharomycetaceae. The record is from RefSeq and is a predicted model, not a curated record. Bases 1 to 675 code for a protein of 224 amino acids. The transcript has a single exon.